AUGAGGUCAGCUUCUCGUCCUGCUGCCCGUUCUCCACCACGUCAGCCUCCACAGCCAGCUGCGCCUGCUCCUCCACCAGCGCCUGUACAAAGGGGAUCUGCAAGUGGAGGGCUUGGUUCUGUAGUUGCUGAAGGCAUUGCCAUUGGUGGUGGGAAUGGUAUUGCCCACAGGGCUAUGGAUUUCGUGUUGGGUCCCACGGCCAUAAAACAUGAGACAGUGGCCUCCCCUGCCCCUACUGCUGAGGCAGCAACCAUGAACAGUCUUGAAGGUUCUGAUGCAUGUGGUGGCCAAUUCAAAGCCUUCCAAGAUUGCCUGAAUUACUGUGGAAGUGAUAUCAGCAAAUGCCAGACCUACAUGGAUAUGCUGAGUGAAUGCCGCAAAAAUACUGGCAGUGGCCUGAGUGCUUGA
This is a messenger RNA of Ilex paraguariensis (yerba mate), 408 nucleotides long. The record is from the annotation of a GenBank genome assembly. Lineage: Eukaryota; Viridiplantae; Streptophyta; Magnoliopsida; Aquifoliales; Aquifoliaceae.